GUGGAAAGUGGUCGUGUGAGUAACGCUAAUUAAAAAUAGAUACUCCUACAAAACCAGCUUUUAGUCCAAAACCCUUGUGUUGUGAAGCUUGAAAUUGAGUCUAAAACCCUUUGAACUUUGCAACUGGUGCAUCAAUGGCGUCUAUGAUAUUCACCGACUGUUCAUCGUCCACCACGGCUCGUCUUCUCCCGCUAACCCGAAACCCACUAUUCCGCUCAAGAGACGGCGUCGUGCUCCUCCGGCGCCUUGUGACACUGGCACCCUCAAACUUCAGCAGUUCCCGCAGGGCACUCACCUUUGGUUCGUCUUUACCUUCACCGUCGACCCGUGUCACCGCUUCAUUUGCUACUGAAGCAUCGGCUACGGCUAAAGUGAUUGAUGGAAAAUCAAUUGCGAAGCAAAUAAGGGAUGAAAUAAGUGUUGAGGUGGCGAGGAUGAAGGAUGCAAUAGGUGUGGUUCCAGGGUUAGCAGUUAUAAUUGUUGGGGACAGGAAGGAUUCGGCUACUUAUGUUCGGAACAAGAGGAAAGCUUGUGAGUCUGUUGGGAUCACCUCUUUUGAAGUUCGUUUGCCCGAGGAUGCCACAGAGCAAGAAGUAAUCAAGCACAUCUCGGAGUUCAAUAAUGAUUCUUUAGUUCAUGGCAUUCUUGUUCAGUUACCUCUGCCUUCUCAUAUGAAUGAAACAAACAUCUUAGAUGUUGUUAGCAUUGAGAAAGAUGUUGAUGGAUUCCACCCGCUUAACAUGGGUUGUUUAGCCAUGCGUGAUAGGGAACCAAUGUUCGUUCCUUGUACACCAAAAGGAUGCAUAGAAUUGUUGCAUAGAUCUGGCAUCACUAUCAAAGGAAAGAAGGCAGUUGUAGUUGGUCGGAGCAAUAUUGUUGGCAUGCCAGCUGCUUUGUUGCUGCAGAAUGAAAAUGCUACUGUCAGUAUAGUCCAUUCUCGUACCCCAAAUGCCGAGGAGCUCACCAGACAGGCAGAUAUAAUAAUUGCAGCUGUAGGUGUGCCAAAUAUGGUGAGGGCUAAUUGGAUAAAACCUGGUGCUGUCGUUAUUGACGUCGGAAUUAAUCCAGUUGAGGAUGCUAAGAGCCCUCGAGGAUACAGGCUGGUUGGGGAUGUGUGUUAUGAAGAAGCAUGCAAGGUAGCUUCAGCCAUCACUCCAGUUCCUGGUGGAGUUGGUCCAAUGACAAUAGCCAUGCUUCUCGAUAAUACGCUCAUCUCAGCUAAGAGGGCAUAUAACUUCAAGUAAGACUUUCAAAAUCUGUGUUCCUUGAGCAAAAUUUUCAAUUCAAAUGCAGUUUUAGCAGCUAUCUGACCUUUAAUGAUGAGCUCCUUAGUAUUACUUUUGUAUGGGAAAGGAUAUUAAACAGAUAAUUGGGUUUCACAAGUUGCCAGAUUGUAAAUAACAAGGCUGAUAGUUGCCUACUUUUUGAUGCGAUAUUUAUUAUUUUCUUACAAAUGAGUUCAGAUUAGAAAGUGUUGUAGAGCUCUUUGUAAACAGAGCAUCUGCUUUUUCGUUUCCUUAUCGCGACAUUUGAUGGUCCUUGUACACAGAAUACAGGUUGGUAUUCUUGUGACAUUGCUCCACCAUCAAUCUCUGAAAUGUAUUCAUUUAUGGUUCGAUCAUUCGCUACAUUUUCUAUUAAAGAUUUUUCCAAAUUGUCUUC
Messenger RNA from Humulus lupulus (European hop), 1662 nucleotides. Its product is annotated as bifunctional protein FolD 4, chloroplastic. The record is from RefSeq and is a predicted model, not a curated record. NCBI's taxonomy places the organism in Eukaryota, Viridiplantae, Streptophyta, Magnoliopsida, Rosales, Cannabaceae. The transcript is spliced from 5 exons. Gene Ontology annotation, biological process: tetrahydrofolate interconversion. Gene Ontology annotation, molecular function: methylenetetrahydrofolate dehydrogenase (NADP+) activity; methenyltetrahydrofolate cyclohydrolase activity. Gene Ontology annotation, cellular component: cytosol. The coding region runs from base 135 to 1244 and encodes 369 amino acids.